AUCUUGAUAGUUCCGGUACAUUAGCAAGGCACUUGUUAAUAUUUAUUUAAAGCUUAAAGUUACACGGUUAAUAAAGUUGUUUAGGAGUAGAGAGACCGAAAGACUCCUCCCCUAACUCCACGCGUCACCUUUAUAAACGUCAAAUAGUGGCUCGUCUUGCUCGAGUAGAACAUCUUUGUGGUGCAAGUUAACUCUUUAUUACGUCAGUCAAACAUCAGCAGGUGAACGAAGUACGCUAACGAGCCACAAGGACUUCCAUUUAUUUAGUAAACUCAGCAAUUGCGUCACGGACCGGUUCCGGCCCCCGGACCGGUGAUUGGGGAUGACUGAUUUACAUGAUCCAACAAAGGUGCAAUAAUUAGAAAUGGCUUCCCAAAUCCGUCAAAACUUUCACCAGGACUGCGAGGCUGCCAUUAACAGACAGAUAAACCUUGAGCUUUAUGCCUCUUAUGUGUACUUCUCGAUGGCAUACUAUUUUGAAAGGGACGACAAAUUCCUACCAAAUUUUGCCAAGUUUUUUAGUGCCCAGUCCAAAGAGGAGUGUGAGCACGCCGAGAAGCUGAUGACUUUCCAGAACAAGAGGGGAGGCAGGAUUUUUUUACAGGAUAUUAAGAAACCUGACCGAGAUGAAUGGGGCACCUGCCUGGAGGCUUUGGAGUGUGCUUUGCAGCUGGAGAAGAGUGUAAACCAAUCCCUGCUGAAGAUACAGGAAAUGGGCACGCAGCACAACGAUCCUCAUCUGUGUGACUUCAUUGAGACUCACUAUCUGGAUGAGCAGGUCAAGUCCAUCAAGCAGCUUGCUGACUGGAUCUCAAACCUGCAGCGCAUGGGAGCACCACAGAACGGCAUGGCUGAGUACCUCUUUGACAAACACACCAUGGCUGAGGAGGCCAGUCAAACAUAAGCAGAUGAUUUUAAAUCAAUCUCCUCUCCUCAAUCAAAACUGCUGUUAUUUGGAGAGCACAAAGCCAUAAAAUGCUAGCACUUUGAGGUCUCACUUAUUGACUAGUACUGUAUGCUGCUGACGUGCUUCACAAAAAGGUUUAAAAGCAUUCCAAAUUAAUCAAAAUGAACAGUUGCAACCAUCCUAGUGUCACUAUUUGCAUUUUUGGUGAAUUUAGUGUGAGAAAAUUGUAAGAUCCUUUUCACUGUAUGUCUGGAAUCAUGCACUUUGAGAGAGAGCCACUAGGUAGCAGUAGAUAUAAGAAAUUACAAUACUAAGACAUAAUAUUUCUUGUUUGAUUUUACAUCAUUGGCCAACAUAAAAAGUGGUUAAACUCAAGGUUGAAGACUUUGGGUCAAUUUUAAUCUGGUAUAUGACAAUAAUGACACCCACCACAUAGUAGACCACAACAACAUGAUUAUUAUUUUUGUUAUUGGGCAACUCCUGAAAAUCACUUGGCUAGUAUGUGUUUUCCAAGAGGUUACAUGACAUUUUGUAAAACACAAACAUUCAAUGAGCCUAAUGUUCCUGUGUUGAUUUAACCAAAACAAAUGUACUGAUUGUAACUGUAACUGAUUGAAAAGCAAAUCUAAGUAAAGAUCAGUGACUGAAUGUAGGCCCCCAGUCUUUUUUUAAGCUAGGAUCCUAUUAGUACACUUUUUGAAGUAAAGAAUGCUCAUGUCAUAGUUGCAGAUGUACAAUAAGGUCAUUUUCUCUGUUAGCACUGUGGGCUAAAGUGUAUACACAUUGAUUGUUUAUAAAAAAAAUAAAAUAAAGCAACAAUAAACAUUA
Nerophis lumbriciformis (worm pipefish) is the source of this 1735-nucleotide messenger RNA. It is a transcript of the gene fth1b, whose product is annotated as ferritin, heavy polypeptide 1b. Gene Ontology annotation, biological process: intracellular iron ion homeostasis; iron ion transport. Gene Ontology annotation, cellular component: cytoplasm. The record is from RefSeq and is a predicted model, not a curated record. Gene Ontology annotation, molecular function: ferric iron binding; ferrous iron binding. Lineage: Eukaryota; Metazoa; Chordata; Actinopteri; Syngnathiformes; Syngnathidae.